Messenger RNA from Penicillium brasilianum, 5372 nucleotides. NCBI's taxonomy places the organism in Eukaryota, Fungi, Ascomycota, Eurotiomycetes, Eurotiales, Aspergillaceae. The record is from the annotation of a GenBank genome assembly.
CGCCUGUCGCCUACUCCAGCGUGAAGCACCAGGUUUCCCCGAGCGAGUCGCGCAACUCGGUCCCCUCCAUCUCCAUUUUCUAUCCAUCCACGCCUGCCACGCGCUAUCCACAGCGCACCUCUACUUUCGACCCCCCUUCCCAUCAGGCUGUCGCGCGGCUGCCAAAUUACUCGCUUUCUUGCACUCCCCUUUUGUUAACUCCAAGUACCCGCCCACCCCCCAACCCCAUUUUCAUCGAUCGCAUCCCCGAAGCUCCGACCACCAGACCAAACAUCUCCCUUUUCAUCGCCAAGAGUCUCAACAGACCCUUUCGCCUCCCCCAGUCCCUCCCCAGACCUCCCCAUCGCGCGCCUUACACCCCCCCGGUCGCGCUUCCCAUUCCUCCCUUCGCUUCCGGGCGCGACCUGGCGUAGUAACAAAGUGGAGCCCGUGACAUCCAGUCCACUUCCACUUCGUUCUGCGUCGCAUUGAUUGCCCAUUGCGCUCCUGGGCAAUCUAUGAAUUGAGGACAUACCAUGGCUUCUUUGCAGUCGGCGCCUUCUAUGGCGCCUGGCAAUUAUGCCUUGCCUGCGAACUUGACUCAGCAGCACGUCCAGGAGGUUCUGCAGAAAUUCAAGCAGAUGCAGGAGCAAGGUGUCAACCCUAAUGACCCUGAAUACAUCAAGGCCCAUCAGCUUCUUGCGACUAUCCAGCGCCAGCAAUUGAUGAAACAGAAGCAGCGCCAGCAGCAGGCCCAACAAGUUCAGCAGCAGGCCGCCCACCCGGUGAAUGUCAACCAGAAUGGUGCUGGCCCAGAUGCCGCCACCAACGGGGUACACGCCCGGAACGCUUCGACUUCAUCCAUGAGCGGAGCUCUUCCCGAGACACAACCUGGUACAACCCAGUCAAACGCAAACCGAAAGGUUGCAACAGUUGGCAGUGGAAGUUUCUCGCCAGAGCAACUGGCCACCCUCCGAAAUCAAAUAAUGGCGUUCAAGACGCUCUCCAAAAACCAGCCUAUCGCACCGGCUCUCCACCAGCAGCUGUUCCCGAACAAGAAAUUCCCGACACCUACCAUUGCGGACAAAGUCACUUUGGCAGAGAAGAUUGUGGAUGGGUCCGACAAGAACGUCACUGGAUCAACCACCGAUGUCGAUGGAGUUAUCUCCGGCAAGGAUUCGUAUAGCAAAUUUGAGCUGGAUGAUACUGUGCUCCACAAGCUUAUCAGCUUUGAGGGCCACAAACACCGCAUCAAUCGCCCCCGUAUUCCUGCAUUUGAAUCAAGUGGUAUCGAUUGGCGUCUGAUCCGUGAGAAUAGCGAGGCCCUGGUUUACAACCGCAUGUCGGCUCGUAUGAAGGAGCUCGAGAAACUUUCGGCCAACAUUGGUGUUUGGGAUACUAGCAAGAGUGACGCGCCUACAGGCGAUGAUUCCCUGAAGUUGAAGGCUCUCAUUGAGCUCAAGUCAUUGGGUCUGCGGGCUAAGCAGCAGGCGCUGCGUGAGAAGAUUCGCCGUACCGGAUUCGACGCUAGUGAGACGAACCAGACGAAUCGUGCCGUUCAUCGUCGCAUGAAGCGUCCCUCACUUCGUGAGGCGCGGAUCACUGAAAAGCUCGAGAAGCAACAACGGGACGCUCGCGAGACGCGGGAGAAAAAGAAGCAAUACGACCAGCUUCAGGCAAUUAUUAGCCACACAGCCGAGGUUUUCAAUGCCUGCGCUGCCAGCCGCAAUCGUGCAACCAAGCUUGGUCGUAUGAUGGUCCAGCAUCACCAGCACAUGGAGCGCGAGGAGCAGAAACGCGUGGAGCGUACUGCCAAGCAACGUCUGCAAGCGCUGAAGGCCAACGACGAGGAGACUUACUUGAAGCUCUUGGGACAGGCCAAGGAUUCGCGUAUCUCGCACUUGCUUGGACAGACUGAUAAGUUCUUGAAGGAACUUGCCAACUCUGUCAGGCAGCAACAGCGCAAUCAAGCUGAGCGCUAUGGCGACCACGAAGACUUCGAGGACGAAGAGGAGGAGUUGGCUGACAGUGACGAAGAUGACGAUGGCACUUCUGGAAAGAAGAAAGUUGAUUACUACGCUGUGGCUCAUCGCAUACAAGAGACGAUUACCGAGCAACCGUCUAUUCUGGUUGGUGGUACACUCAAGGAAUACCAGUUGAAGGGUCUGCAGUGGAUGAUUUCGCUCUACAACAAUAACCUGAAUGGUAUUCUUGCAGACGAGAUGGGUCUUGGAAAGACCAUCCAGUCCAUCAGUUUGAUCACCCACAUUAUUGAGAAGAAGAGGAAUAACGGACCUUUCCUGGUUAUUGUGCCUCUUAGUACGCUGACCAAUUGGAAUCUGGAGUUUGAGAAGUGGGCACCGUCGGUCUCAAAGGUGGUCUACAAAGGCCCUCCCAAUGCUCGCAAGCAGCAACAACAGCAAAUCCGCUGGGGCAAUUUCCAGGUUCUUCUUACCACCUACGAGUACAUCAUCAAGGAUCGUCCCAUUCUCUCCAAGAUCAAGUGGGCACACAUGAUUGUCGACGAGGGUCAUCGUAUGAAGAACGCCAGCUCCAAGCUGAGCAGCACCUUGUCGACGUACUAUCACACCCGCUAUCGCUUGAUUCUGACCGGUACACCCCUACAAAACAACCUGCCUGAGUUGUGGGCACUUCUCAACUUUGUCUUGCCGAACAUCUUCAAGUCCGUCAAGUCGUUUGAUGAAUGGUUUAACACUCCGUUCGCCAACACUGGUGGGCAAGAUCGCAUGGACCUGACCGAAGAAGAGCAGCUGCUCGUUAUUCGUCGUCUGCAUAAGGUUCUUCGUCCAUUCCUGCUCCGCCGUCUGAAGAAGGAUGUCGAGAAAGACCUUCCCGAUAAGCAAGAGCGCGUCAUCAAGUGCCGCUUCUCUGCCCUACAGACCCGGCUGUACAAGCAAUUGGUCACCCAUAACAAGAUGGCCGUUAGUGACGGCAAGGGUGGUAAGACCAAUGUGCGCGGUCUUAGCAAUAUGCUAAUGCAGCUGCGCAAGCUUUGCAACCACCCUUUUGUUUUCGAGCCCGUUGAGGACCAGAUGAACCCCAGCCGCAUGACCAACGAUCUGCUUUGGCGAACGGCCGGAAAGUUCGAGCUGCUUGAUCGAGUUUUGCCAAAGUUCCGUGCCACCGGCCAUCGUGUCUUGAUGUUCUUCCAGAUGACGCAGAUUAUGAACAUCAUGGAAGACUUCCUUCGCAUGCGAGGCCUCAAGUACCUCCGUCUGGACGGUUCCACAAAGUCGGAUGAUCGCUCGGAGCUUCUAAAGGUCUUCAAUGAACCCGGCUCUGACUACUUCUGCUUCUUGCUUUCUACUCGUGCCGGUGGUCUGGGUCUGAACUUGCAGACCGCUGAUACCGUCAUCAUCUAUGAUUCGGAUUGGAACCCUCACCAGGAUUUGCAAGCCCAGGAUCGUGCCCAUCGUAUUGGACAGAAGAACGAGGUUCGCAUUCUGCGACUGAUCAGUUCCAACUCUGUCGAAGAGAAGAUUUUGGAACGUGCACAGUUCAAGCUUGACAUGGACGGCAAGGUCAUUCAAGCUGGUAAAUUCGAUAACAAGUCCACCAACGAAGAGCGAGACAAAUUCCUCCGCAACCUUUUGGAGUCUACGGAAGAUACGGAACAACUCGGUGAUCAGGAAGAGAUGGAAGAUGAUGACCUUAACGAGAUCAUGGCUCGCUCUGAAGAGGAGCUUGUCAUCUUCCAGCAGAUGGACAAAGAGCGUGAGAGGACUGAUGAAUACGGUCCUGGCCGUCGCUACCCCCGUUUGAUGUGUGACGAGGAAUUGCCCGACAUUUACGUGCAAGAGGACGCUCCAAUUUCCGAGGAGCCCGUGACCGAAGUUUACGGUCGUGGUGCUCGUGAACGCAAGGUCAAGCGCUAUGAUGAUGACAUUCCGCUCGAGGAGUGGACCAAGCUCGUGGCCGAAUGCGAGGAGACCGGCGCGUCAAUCGAUGACGUGGUCGAGCAGUACUUGCAAGAACGGGAGGAUCGCAAGGUCAGAAAGGAGAAGAGGAAGCUCAAGGCACAAGGUGUUGUCGAAUCAUCGCCUGAACCCGUCGAAAACGACGAGACUCCUCCACGGAAGCGCCGUCGUGGUCCCGCUCCUAAGCGCAAGGCCGAAGAAGUCGCAGAAGAAACCCCACAACCCAAGCGAAAGAGGGGUCGUCAGCCCAAGAUCCCGGACACUCUGAGUAGCUCCGACCGUUCUAUCUUGACAAAUAUUGUCAACAGCGUGAUGCAGUCUCUGAAGGACAUGACCGAAGAGGUGGAGCUUGACGACUCUGACGGCGAGGAAGGAGGCACGGUUCUGCGAUCGAUCAUUGAACCGUUUAUGAAGCCACCGCCCCGUUCGCAGUACCCCGACUACUAUAAAAUCAUCCAGAAUCCUAUUGCGGUGGAGAUGAUUGAGAGGAAAAUCAAGCGUGACGAUUACCAGAGCAUAAAGGAGUUCCGAGACGACAUUCAUCUUCUUUGCCAGAAUGCUCGGACAUUCAAUGAGGAUGGAAGUCUGCUGUUCCAGGACGCCAAUGACAUUGAGGCUAAAUGCGUGAGCGAACUGAAGAGGCUGACCGCUGAUCAUCCCCAAUUUGCCAACUUUGAUGGCUCCGACUCCGUCGCCGGCGAUGGUCAGUCAGUGGGUGCUCCCUCUGGCACCGCAACUCCUCAAACUGUCGGCACUCCUGGUCCCAAACUGAAGCUUACAUUCAACAAUCCCAAUGCGGCCGAAAGUGCCACCAGUGCUGCCACGAGCACUGUGAACGGCGCGGAUGGUGACGAAGACUGAAGAACCUGACUUGCAUUCUCCUCCAUCAUGAUAUAUCGACACAUUUUGGCAUCCUCACAUGUCUCUCUCUGCUUGUGUAAUUCUGCUCCUUGUAACCAGAAAAUCUUGUUUUUUGCCCUCUCCGCGCUGUUUCUAUGAGUGGUUCCGGGGAAAAGACGUUUCGCCGUGACUUCUGAUUUUGUUGUUUUUCAUACAGGGGGUUGGGAAGGUCGGGGUAACGAAUGUCCUGGAACGGGCACUGUGUUUUCUCUUUUUUCUGUUCUCUUUAAUGAGCGAUUUACCUUUUUUAUUUUGUCCCUGGCUUUUUGCCUUUCUGGCCGUGUGGGUGAUUACUACUAGAUGAUGGCAGAAGGGAAAUCCCCGAGUUUUAUGUUCUCAGUAUGUACGUUUUGAAGUUAUGGGUUGGGCUUGGAUUGAAUGAAUCAGCAUAUGCAAUAAUUAACUAUUUACUUUACAAAUUGUAUGUCGUAAGAUCAUCGGAGGUAGACACUAGCACGGUCCGUAUUUCAGGAUGCCCAUCUAGAUUGGGGAACAAAUUCGUAGAUGUACACGAUGGCGACGGUGUCGUACAGUGGUAGGUGCUUUGGCUUUUGG